AAGCAGAGGGGCCGUCAGGUUGCAGAGGAGGCCAUGGGCGAGCGGCCCUGCUGGCUGCCACUGCUGCUGCUGCUGGCGCUGCUGAGGUGCAUGGGACUCGAGGCGCAGGAAUCGCAGGAAGAGAACCCGGAGUCAGGUCCCAUGAACACGCUGCUGCUGUCAAGGCCCUGCGGCCGCCGGGCGGUGCGCCCUCUGAUCGUGGGCGGAGUGGAGGCCUCGCGCGGGCGCUGGCCGUGGCAGGCCCUGGUGCGCGUGCCCAGCGGCGAGAAGUGCGGCGGCAGCCUGCUCAGCCGCCGCUGGGUGCUGUCGGCCGCGCACUGCUUCCGCAGGACCCCUCGUGCUUCCAAGUGGGUAGUCCAGCUUGGUGAGCUGACUCUGCACUCAUCUUUCUGGAACCUGCGGGCUUACCGCAACCGGUACAGAGUGAAGGACAUCAUUGUGAACCCCCGGGCUGAAGGGAAGCUCCACGACAUCGCCCUGCUGAGGCUGGCCUCCUCAGUCACCUACAGCAAGUACGUCCAGCCCAUCUGUGUCCUGUCUUCCACCCUCAUGUUCCUGCACCGGUCUGACUGCUGGGUGACUGGCUGGGGAGCAAUCCAUGAGAAUAUGGGAGCUGUCGGGUCGCUGGCGUCUGCAGCCUGUGGACAGCCCCGCAUGUCCAGCCGGAUCGUGGGGGGCCGGGAUGCCCGCGAGGGAGAGUGGCCCUGGCAGGCGAGCAUCCAGCACCGGGGGGCGCACGUGUGCGGGGGGUCGCUCAUCGCAUCCCAGUGGGUGCUGACCGCAGCACACUGCAUCGCCAGACAGGCGCUGCCAUCUGAGUACCGUGUGCGCCUGGGGAUGCUGCGCCUGGGCCCCGCGUCACCCCCCGCGCUCUUGGUGCCAGUGUGGAGGGUGCUGCUGCCUCCGGACCACUCUAAGGAUGCCACCCGCGGUGACCUGGCGCUACUGCAGCUGCGCCACCCAGUUACCCUGAGUGCCCACAUCCAGCCCAUCUGCCUGCCCAUGCCUGGUACCAGCCCACCACCCAGCUCACCCUGCUGGGUCACUGGCUGGGGCACCCUCCGCCCAGGAGUGCCACUCCCAGAGUGGCGGCCCCUGCAAGGAGUGAGGGUGCCGCUGCUGAGCUCACGCGCCUGCGACCGCCUCUACCACGUGGGCACCAGUGUUCCUGAGGCAGAGCGCAUAGUGCUGCCAGGGAACCUCUGUGCUGGCUACCUUGGGGGCCACAAGGAUGCCUGCCAGGGAGACUCCGGGGGGCCCCUGAGCUGCCUGCAGUCCGGGCACUGGGUCCUGGUGGGUGUGGUAAGCUGGGGCAAGGGCUGUGCCCUGCCCAAUCGUCCCGGUGUCUACACCAAUGUGGCCAAGUACAGCCCCUGGAUUCAGGCUCACCUCAGCCUGUAAUGCUGGGUGGUUCUGGUGCUGCUGCCCUAGAGCCUCAGCCUUAGCCCAUCUGGGGACCUGCACACUUCCUUCCCCUCUGACUGGAGGCCAAGAUGUUAAGGGGCCAUCCGUGCACCUGCCUCUCCAUUCCCCUGCCUCUUCUCCAUGGGACUCACUGAAUAUGACUCCACAAGCCAUUAUCCAGGGACCUUCUGUGAGUCCAGGGGCUCACUCUCCUCCCUUCCCUCCUGGCUUCCAUUUACCCUCCUCAGCUGUGGCCAGAGAUGAGGACAGGACAGCCAGAUAGAGACAAACCAGCUGGCUCACUGUGUGGCCUGUGUCCCCCUUGUUUUCUGGAGGAAGUCAGACAAAUUCAAAGCAUGAGGGGAGUCAACACUGAGGCGGCG
Sciurus carolinensis (gray squirrel) is the source of this 1787-nucleotide messenger RNA. RefSeq names its product serine protease 33-like. Lineage: Eukaryota; Metazoa; Chordata; Mammalia; Rodentia; Sciuridae. Bases 34 to 1401 code for a protein of 455 amino acids. The record is from RefSeq and is a predicted model, not a curated record. Gene Ontology annotation, biological process: proteolysis. The transcript is spliced from 10 exons. Gene Ontology annotation, molecular function: serine-type endopeptidase activity.